AUGGUAUUGAGGCAUUGCAUAAAUCAAUUAACUAGACCAACCAAACUAUCGUUCAAGUAUUGUAUCUUAAAACCAAUAUUCUUAAUGCCACAACAACAAAGUUUAGCUCGAUUUUUCUCUGCAUCAGGAAACUUACCGAAGACCAAACCUAGCGUUGACAAGGCAGAUAUUUCUGAACUGGACAAGCCUUCAAUUUCAGAAAUAAAGCGAAAGGCUUCAUCUACUAUACCAGAAAAUGUCGAAAAGAAACUUAAAGUUGAAGCUACUGAGGCUGUAGACUCUGAUCCAAGUGAAGUAAGUGAAGAAGAUACGAAGGCACAAGAAUUAAGUGAUGCUUCCAAGUUAAUAAAAUUGUCAGAAAAAGAACAAGAAAAACACACAUGUACUGAAGCAUCGUCGAAGAUUCAUUAUUCCGAAUUAACUGAGUUGUUUGAAAAAAUUGAACAAGAAUCAUCAAGAUUAAAGAUAACUGCAUUUAUUUCACAAUUCUAUUACCAAAUAUUGGAGCAUGCAACUUCAGACAAGUUAGUCAAAAUCAUUUAUUUAUGUAUCAAUAGAUUAGGACCAGACUAUGAGCCAGAUCUUGAAUUAGGUUUAGGUGAGACUUUACUUAUAAAGGCAAUAAGUGAGUGUUACGGGAGGCCCCCAAGCAAGAUUAAGAAAGAUUAUCAAGAGGUGGGUGAUCUAGGAAUUGUUGCACAGAAAUCAAGAUCUGGACAACCUACUAUGUUCAAGCCUACGAGAUUAGAUAUAGUAACUGUUUUUGAAAACUUAACAAAGAUUGCAAAAUCUACUGGUAAAGACUCACAAUCCAAAAAAAUUUCAACCAUUAACAAGAUGUUAACUGCAUGCGAAAUGAAAAGCAACGAAGCCAAGUUCUUAAUUAGGUCAUUGGAAGGUAAAUUGAGAAUAGGAUUAGCCGAAAAAACAGUACUUAUUGGUUUAGCUCAAGCCUUUGUCAACUAUGAAAAUAAAAGUAAUAAGAAAAUCUCCCCCGAGAAAUUAGCCCAAGCUGAAGACAUAAUUCGUGAAGCGUUUUCACGGAUUCCUAAUUAUGAAAUUAUUAUUAGCAAUGCCUAUGAACAUGGUAUAUUCAACUUAUUGGAUUAUUGUAUAUUAACUCCUGGUAUUCCGUUGAAGCCGAUGUUAGCUAAGCCAACGAAAUCUGUCAGUGAAAUAUUAGAUAGGUUUCAAGGUGAAGAAUUUACUUGUGAAUAUAAAUAUGAUGGCGAGAGAGCCCAAGUUCAUUUAUUACCAACGGGCGAGGUUAGGAUUUAUUCUAGAAAUUCAGAAGAUAUGUCUCAAAGAUAUCCAGAUUUGAUUUCUAUUAUCAAAGAUUUUCUCAAAACACAAGAGAUCUCGGGUAAGCAUUCGAUGGUGUUAGAUUGUGAAGCCGUGGCAUGGGAUAGGGAAACCAAUAAAAUUUUACCGUUCCAAGUAUUAUCGACUAGAAAGCGUAAAGACGUGGAAGAAAAAGAUAUUAAAGUUCAUAUUUGUCUAUUCGCAUUUGAUCUUUUGUAUUAUAAUGAUAAACCUUUGAUUACAACAUCAUUAGCUGAAAGACGUAAGGUUAUGUUUGAAAAUUUACGACCAAUUGAAGGAAAGUUUCAAUUUGCAACAUUUAAAAAUACUACAAAUUUGGAUGAAUUACAGCACUUUUUGGAUCAAUCAGUAAAGGACUCGUGUGAAGGAUUGAUGGUUAAGAUGAUGAACGGCACUGAUUCAUACUAUGAACCAUCUAAGAGAUCGAGAAAUUGGUUAAAAUUGAAAAAAGAUUAUUUAGCGGGGGUUGGUGAUUCAUUAGAUUUAGUAGUUAUAGGUGCAUACAUUGGUAAAGGUAAAAGAACAGGCUCGUAUGGUGGAUUUUUAUUGGCUUCCUAUAAUCAAGAUAGUGGUGAGUAUGAGACAACUUGUAAAAUAGGUACAGGUUUUUCAGAUGAAGACUUGGUAUCCAUUCAUGCAAGAUUAAAGCCUACAGAAAUACAAAGACCUAAGCCAUACUAUGUGUAUGAUACGACAAAUUCAAACGCAGUACCAGAUGUUUGGUUCGAACCAACAACAAUAUUUGAAGUUUUGACAGCUGAUCUAUCCUUAAGUCCAAUAUACAAAGCUGCUCAUCAACAGUAUGGUAAAGGUAUAUCAUUGAGAUUUCCUAGGUUUUUACGAAUUAGAGACGACAAGGGGACAGAAGAUGCUACUAGUUCUACUGAAGUCUCCGAAUUCUACGAACGUCAAGCCAAUUUAAACUAA
Molecule: messenger RNA, 2250 nt
Organism: Debaryomyces hansenii CBS767
Lineage: Eukaryota; Fungi; Ascomycota; Pichiomycetes; Serinales; Debaryomycetaceae
Product: DNA ligase (ATP)
Exons: 1
Coding region: 1-2250 (749 amino acids)
Biological process (GO): Okazaki fragment processing involved in mitotic DNA replication; DNA recombination; DNA biosynthetic process
Cellular component (GO): nucleus; mitochondrion
Molecular function (GO): ATP binding; DNA ligase (ATP) activity; DNA binding
Source: RefSeq, a predicted model, not a curated record